GGAAACGGAAGAGAGGGCGGGGACGUGUUUGGCAGCGGGACACAGCAUUUCGGUUGCGUUUUUGAUUCGUUUUGUGUCUCGGCGAUGUUUCCUAGAGUCUCGACGUUCCUACCUCUUCGCCCCCUUUCCCGCCACCCUUUGUCCUCUGGAAGCCCGGAGACAUCAGCGGCUGCGAUUAUGCUACUCGCUGCUCGGCAUGGAACGGUCAGGAUGAAAAAUAUCCAAAGAUAUUUUGACACUAACAGCGUGAUCUGUAGCAAGAAAGAUGAGCAGUCUGUUCGAACUGAUGAGACUUCCAAGGAGACUUCAGAGAGCCAAGACAGUGCAAAGGAAAAUACAAAAAAAGACUUGUUAGACGUUAUUAAGGGCAUGAAAGUUGAAUUAAGCACAGUAAAUGUACAAACAACAAAGCCCCCCAACAGAAGACCAUUUAAAAGUUUGGAAGUUACACUUGGCAGGCUUCAAAGAGCUACAGAAUAUGCUCCAAAGAAGAGACUCCUGGGCUCAAGUGAUCCUCCCACCUUAGCCUCCCAAAAGUGCUGGAAUUACAGAACUGAGCCCCUGAGUCCUGAGUUGGUGGCAGCUGCAUCUGCUGUGGCAGAUUCUCUCCCUUUUGACAAGCAAACAACAAAGUCAGAGCUACUGAGGCAGCUCCAGCAGCAUGAGGAAGAGUCAAGGGCACAGAGAGAUGCAGAGCGACCUAAAAUUAGUUUCAGUAACAUAGUAUCAGAUAUGAAAGUUGCCAGACCUUCUACAGCUAGAGUUCGUUCAAGACCAGAGCAUCAGAUUCAGUUUGAUGAAGGCUAUGACAAUUAUCCUGACCAGCAGAAGACCACUGAUCUUACAAAAAGACUUAGGAAAAACAUGUUCUCGGGGAAAAGACUUAAUAUUUUUGACAUGACAGCGGUUACUAAAGAAGCACCUGAAACAGACGCAUCACCUUCACUUUGGGAUGUGGAAUUUGCUAAGCAGUUAGCCACAGUAAAUGAACAACCCCUUCAGAAUGGGUUUGAAGAGCUGAUCCAGUGGACAAAAGAGGGGAAACUAUGGGAGUACCCAAUUAACAAUGAAGCAGGUUUUGAUGAUGAUGGUUCAGAAUUUCAUGAACAUAUAUUUCUGGAGAAACACCUGGAGAGCUUUCCAAAACAAGGACCAAUUCGCCACUUCAUGGAGCUGGUGACUUGUGGCCUUUCCAAAAACCCGUAUCUUAGUGUUAAACAGAAGGUUGAGCACAUAGAGUGGUUUAGAAAUUACUUUAAUGAAAAAAAGGACAUUCUAAAAGAAAGUAACAUACAGUUCAAUUAAGACCAUGGAAAUUUUUAUUUCAAACAAUUAGAGAUGGAUAUUACAACUAAAUAAAAUAAUUUUACUAGAA
Rhinopithecus roxellana (golden snub-nosed monkey) is the source of this 1375-nucleotide messenger RNA. It is a transcript of the gene MRPS31, whose product is annotated as mitochondrial ribosomal protein S31. NCBI's taxonomy places the organism in Eukaryota, Metazoa, Chordata, Mammalia, Primates, Cercopithecidae. Bases 85 to 1305 code for a protein of 406 amino acids. Gene Ontology annotation, molecular function: structural constituent of ribosome. Gene Ontology annotation, cellular component: mitochondrial small ribosomal subunit. The record is from RefSeq and is a predicted model, not a curated record. The transcript has 8 exons.